GGCACUAAUGUCGAAGGUGUUAUCCUAGUAUUCACAGUGGCUGCAGCUCAGGCCGGAAACCCAGGUAUCAUGGAAAAUACUUCAUUUGUUCCUAAUCCACUGACUUCUCCGGCUCUGAUGGUGUUGGCAUCAACAGCUGAAAAUCAUGAGGGGGCGCGGAUGCCCGCUCCACCCCACCACUACCAAGGACAAAAUGUGGACAAAGACUUGGCGACACCUUUUGGCACCCCUCCCUUUACCAUGUACAGACCGGGGGAACACUUCCCCCCUCCUAUGUACACACCUGUCCCCCCUUAUGUACGUGCCAACCUGGAGCGCGGGAUGGGGCUGAUUAACCCCGGGGGUGGGAGCGCAUUUAGGCCUGUCAGUAACCCCGAAGGAGUUGAGAACUAUCAUUCUGCGUUUUCUUUGGCUAAAAAACCCAAACUUGAUGAGUCCAGCUCUAGUUAUGCCUCGUCAGAGAAGUUGGACAGAGACAGUUGUGAUCCUCUCCAUGAGGGUGCGGAAAGUAAGGGAUCCACACCCUUUGUUAAGGAAGAACGUCCUUCUAGCAUCAGCUCUGCCACCAACUCAGAAAAUUUCUCGGAUGGGGGAGACUUUGAUAGGGGAACCCCGGAUUCGGAAGGAAGAUCUCUUAGAA
Molecule: messenger RNA, 640 nt
Organism: Mizuhopecten yessoensis (Yesso scallop)
Lineage: Eukaryota; Metazoa; Mollusca; Bivalvia; Pectinida; Pectinidae
Product: E3 ubiquitin-protein ligase Rnf220-like
Exons: 2
Source: RefSeq, a predicted model, not a curated record